Cyclocybe aegerita is the source of this 1632-nucleotide messenger RNA. Lineage: Eukaryota; Fungi; Basidiomycota; Agaricomycetes; Agaricales; Hemipholiotaceae. The record is from the annotation of a GenBank genome assembly.
AUGGGCGACUGUGGAACUGGGACUGGCAAGGAGGGGAUGAGGAUGGGCGGGGGCGGGGAUGGGUCGGGUCCGGUCGUCAUUUUGUUUAGGACCCCCAACGUCGUCACUGCAAUGUCUCCGAAGAGCCGUUCUCGCUCUCCCCCGCCCGACGCUGCUCAGAACCGGCCCAGACCUCCCACACGCCAGACCCGCUCCGACUUCUACCUCGAGCCGAACCCCUUCGAGGAGUCCUUCAAGACGCCCUCCAAUGUACGCAACUCGUCCCCGAGCCCCCACAAGGACGGCGACAGCCCCGACCCAAAGCCCGCCCCCAAUCAGGACGACCAGGACCGCCCCCAAUCCCGCUCAGACUCGCGCGGCUCCCAGCACCGCAGCGCGUCCCCCUCCCGCCCCGUCCUCCCCCCGCUCGCCUCCAUAUCGUCCCCCGCCGCCGGCGCUUAUGCCUGGGGCUACAGCCAGAACUCCAUCAACUCCCUCCGCUCAGGCCCGCUUUCUCCCGCCAUGCUAGCAGGCCCGCAGGCAGCAGAGCAGCCUGCGCAUAUCGGUUUCGACCCUACCACAUUCCGCACGGGCCUCACACCCCGCACAGGUCUCACCCCCCGCACCGGUCUCACUCCAGGGACUGGCCUCACCCCGCUCGUCGGCGGCUUCCCCCCGCCCUCCCCCAACACCGCCGCCUUCCUUGCUCUCAUGAACGGCAACGGCAAUGCCGCUCCUCCGUCUGGUCCGACCAUUACGCCCAACACCCUCAACGCCCUCUCGGGUGUCCUCAACAACAACUCGUACUCGAAUGGCAAUGCCAUGCCUUCAAAUACUGCGCCCAGCCACCCGCAAGAGAGUACCAACUCGUCAUACAUUCCGACUGCUACCAGCGCAGCCAGCGCACAUGCAAACGGCCUCUUCCUUCUCUCCCAAGCUCAUCAGGAGCUCGAGAAGCGCGAGGAGGAAGCCCAAGCUCGCGCAGGCAAUCCCCCUUCCAACACCUCCAACACAACAACCAACGGAGCCUCAUCGAAUGGCCCCAAGCGGGGUUCCAAGCGCAAGUCAUACGAGACCAUGUCGCCUCCACCCUCAAGCACAACGACACAAUCAACUCGCAAUGGUACCGCCAAGCGUUCGCGGGCAACCAACGGACGCCAAAAGACCAGCCCGCGUGGUAUAUCGGAAGAAUACGACGAGGACGAAGAGGCCGAUGACGACGACGGUGCUGAGGACGACGCCGCGAUGGAGCAAGCGAACGGCACUACCGGUCGCCGGUCCACAAAAAAGCCAGAGACGGAAGAAGAAAAACGCAAGAACUUCCUCGAGCGGAAUCGGCAAGCCGCACUCAAGUGCCGACAACGCAAAAAAGCGUGGCUCACCCAGCUGCAGGCCAAGGUCGAAUAUCUCAGCCAGGAGAACGAGCGGCUCACGGCAGCGCUUAUCUCGUCGAGGGACGAGAUUUCGAGGCUGUCUGCCCUGGUGGGAGGUGCAGGCGUCGUUGGCUCGGUGCCCAUGUCCGUGGGUGUCAACGGCGUAGGCGGGCCUGGCGUCCAGCCCGUCAGCAUGAACGUCAGCAUCUCAGGCAAGUCGAACGGUGCACCUGCGGUCUCGGGCCCAGGAGGAGGUCGGUCGUCGGGGUACGGGUAUUGA